This is a messenger RNA of Bufo bufo (common toad), 1990 nucleotides long. It is a transcript of the gene HPSE, whose product is annotated as heparanase. The record is from RefSeq and is a predicted model, not a curated record. The transcript is spliced from 12 exons. NCBI's taxonomy places the organism in Eukaryota, Metazoa, Chordata, Amphibia, Anura, Bufonidae. Gene Ontology annotation, molecular function: hydrolase activity, acting on glycosyl bonds. Bases 288 to 1892 code for a protein of 534 amino acids. Gene Ontology annotation, cellular component: extracellular matrix; membrane.
CUCGUCCACAUGUACUACCCUUCCCAACCGGUUUCUAUGCAUUCUGUGACUACUGCUUUCAUGACUUUGUUUGUGAGCAGAGUUGGAGGAAGUUGAGAAUGACCUAUGAUUAGGAACACGAGAACAUAUGCAACCCAAGCAGAAAGCAAGCUCAUUGUGGUUGUAUAUAUACGCUGCUUCCUCUGUGUCUAACAUGUUCCAGAGAGGAAAAAUUCUCUUCCUGCUUGUAGGCUGCGCAGCCUGUUCAGUUGCGUCUUCAUCGCUGUGCUCCACAUAGGACCUGGCUAAUGAUGAAUAUCUCUAUGUGCAUUGUCUUCCUUGCUGGUGCUCUUUUGAAGGUCAGCAGCAACACUUUGGCAUCACCUGUGGAACUACAACUACAGCUGAAGACUACAAGGAGACCCGUCCUAAAUCCAAGAUUCCUGUCUGUGACAAUUGAUGCCAGUCUUGCUUCGGAACCUAAGUAUAUUGCUUUCCUUGGAUCCCAGAAACUUAUCACUUUAACAAGAGGGCUUUCUCCUGCCUUCUUAAGAUUUGGAGGAACACAAUCAGACUUUCUUUUCUUCAAUCCAACACAAAAUGCAUCAGUAGAAGAAAGAAUUACCUGGAACCUGCCAAAAAAGCAAGAUGUGUGUGAUGGAAGCAAAGUCUCUUCAUCUGUGCAGCAGAAGCUGUGGUUUCAGUGGGCUGCUCAGGAACAAGCUAUACUCAAGGAGGCUUUUUCUGAGACCUACAAAAACGCCUCAAUCACAAAGAAAACCAUUGACCUGCUCUACAGAUUUGCUAAUUGCUCCGGCCUUCAUCUCAUAUUUGGACUAAAUGCUUUAGUGAGGAACAAAAAUGAUCACUGGAACAGCUCGAAUGCCAAGUUGCUGAUUGAUUACUGUGACUCCAAGAAAUAUAAUCUGUCCUGGGAAUUAGGCAACGAACCUAACAGUUUUAAGAAAAAGUCUGGACUGUAUGUUGAUGGCUCCCAGCUUGGCAAGGAUUUUAUUACUUUACAUGACCUUCUUAACAAGUACAGCAGAUACAGAACCUCUGGUCUUUUUGGCCCAGACAUCGGGCAGCCUAAGAAAUCAACCCAAAAGAUGCUGAAAAGCUUUUUAAAUGCAGGUGGUAAAGUAAUCGAUUCCGUUACUUGGCAUCACUAUUAUGUUGAUGGGCGGACUGCAUCUUUGGAAGACUUUGUCAACCCUAACAUUUUGGACACAUUAUCUUCAGAAAUAAAGACUAUGUUAAGGAUAGCAAAUGACACUGUUCCAGGAAAGUUAGUCUGGUUGGGAGAGACCAGCUCAGCAUAUGGUGGAGGAUCCCCGGGAUUAUCAAAUACUUAUAUUAAUGGCUUCAUGUGGCUAGACAAGCUGGGAAUGUCUGCUAAACUGGGAAUUGAUGUAGUUAUGAGACAGGCCUUGUUUGGUGCUGGGUCUUACAAUCUGGUGGAUUCUGAUUUUGAACCUUUACCUGAUUACUGGUUGUCACUGGUAUUUAAGAACUUGGUUGGAUCCAUUGUUUUGAAUGCAAGUUUCAGGAGUAAGAAUGUAAAUGUGGAAAACAUUAGGAUUUAUCUUCAUUGCACUAAUAUUAACAACCCUAAGUACAAAGUAGGAGAUGUUACACUGUUUGCCAUGAACUUGAACAGCUACUCUCAGGAAAUUCAGUUGCCAAGCAUUCUGUCUGGAAAGUUUGUGGAUGAAUAUCUUCUUUUACCUGGAGAAGGAGGACUACUUUCUCAAACCGUGUUGCUGAAUGGGCAAGUUUUAAAGAUGGUGGAUGACAAAACAUUGCCAGAUUUGAAUGGGAAGCAGUUGCAUCCAGGCUCUCAUCUUCUUCUCCCUUCUAUGAGUUUUGGAUUUUUUGUUGUAAAAAGUGCUAUGGCCAGUGCUUGCCUAUGAUUUGAGAAAAAUUACUGGUUUCUUUAUGAAUAUUUACAGUUUUAUGUAUUUUAUUUGAUUAAUAAAUUCUUUUCUUUUUUUUCCAUUUUGUUAGGUCA